ACACCAUUUAGGUUGGUGUGCCAACCCCCACAAAACAACAGAAGAAGAAAAAGAAGAAGAAGGUGACGUCAUCGCUGUAGGUUACUUUACGUUGUUAUAAUUAAAAUAUAUAGUUUAACUGUUACUGCCAAAUAAUUCAUAUUGAGUCUGUGAGUAGCCACGAGGGACCUUUUAAAUCCACCAUCAAAGAUCUGCUUCUGUCUCACAGCAAAUCAUCUUCCGUGAAGCUCCUCCUACAGGAAUAUUUUCAUCAGCCUACAUGUGAAUAAGAGAGUUCAUGAAAGAACAGUGAGAACAUGAGUGAUCCAGAGUCCUGCAGAAUGGAAAAUGAAGAAACUGAAGAACAAAGAGACCUGAUGGAAGAGAAUGAGGAGAGUGAAGAACUGAGUGAAGCGGAGGAGAAACAUCAUCAUGUCAAAACUGGAGAAAAAUCUUUGAGUUGCUCACAGACUGAAAGAAGAGCCAAAAAAUCUUUCACUUGCUCUCAGUGUGGAAAGAGUUUCCCAUACAAACAAAGUCUUAAGCUUCACAUGAAAAACCACAAAGGAGAGAAUCCACACACAUGUGAUCAGUGCGGGAAGAGUUUUACACAAAAAGCAGGCCUUAAGGAACACAUGAGGAUCCACACUGGAGAGAAGCCGUACACAUGUGAUCAGUGCGGGAAGAGUUUCAGAAAGGCAGACACUUUUAAGUUACAUCUGCGUUAUCAUUCUGGAGAAAGACCGUUUAUCUGUGAUCAGUGUGGUAAACAUUUUUUUAGGGGAGAUGCGCUGAAGAACCACCUGAAAGUUCAUUCAGAGGAGAAGCCUCAUGUGUGUUCUUUGUGUGAGAAGAGUUUUAGGGAGCUGGCUUCUUUAAAAAAACACCAGAAAAGACACAGCGGAGUGAAGAAUCAUAUGUGCUUCGAUUGUGGAAAUACCUUUUUUGAUGGUGCUCAACUGAAACGGCACCAGAGGAUCCACACUGGAGAUAAACCUUACAAGUGUUCAUACUGUGACAAGAGAUUCAGUCAGUCAGAACACCUGAAAACACAUGAGAGGACCCACACUGGAGAGAAGCCUUUCACAUGUGAUCAGUGCGGGAAGAGUUUUGCGCGGAAAGGACACCUUAAGGGUCACAUGAAAAUUCACAGAAAGAAGUUGCAUCACUGCCCUCCUUGUGGGAAAAGUUUUGCUUCUUCGUCUUCUCUACUGAAACAUACAAAAAACAAAUGUCUAACAUCGCAGUAAGCAGUUGAACUUCAGAACCAGCACUUUGAAGUGCAACGCUGCCCUGUGGUCUAAGAUUUUUUAUUUUUUUAUUUUGCCACUGUAGAAAAUAAUUUUUCUGAUCACGACUUUUAUUCGGGGUUGGUUUGGGGAAUAAUCACUGGAGUGCAGUGCAGUACUGGAAUUUCACUGGUUUAUCGCCUUUUUUGUUAGUGAGGGCAUACAAAGUUGAUUUUUGUUGAACUUAAAUGUCUAUUUAAAUAAUGGGUUCUACUUUUUCUGAAAACAAUUGUCAAUCAAGUAGAAUUUUUCUAUAAAGUCCUGGUGGUCCCUGUCCUCCAUAUAUGUCUGGCUUAAACCUCUUUAAUAAGGACAACUAGAGGUUUGUUACAAUACCAUGUUUGGGCAUUGCUGGAAUUAUCUGUUACCCUGUCAGAACCUCUGAUUACAAGUACUGGUGUAUUUUUAGUUUGAGGAUGGAUCCUCAAACACAUUUUAUACGGCAUUUGGAAAUGUGGAGAAUUUGAACUUUGACUUCUGGUCUUCAUUGAGCAUAUGGUUUCUUUAUGGGUUCUCACUGGCUCCUCUUUUUUAUAUAUAUCCUUCAGCAAGUAAUCACAGAUUAAAUGUGUUGUUCAUUUUAUCAACAACUUUUAUUGGCAGUCUGCUGAAUCUACUUGUAUCAAAAAUACAUAAUUUCAUCAUUUGAAUCAGUUAUAGUAUAAUCAGUUAAAUCUGAAAGCCAAUUAUUAUGAAUACUUUUUGCUAUUUCUAUGUUUUAAACUUCCAGAUAGAUCAUUUUAAACAUCUAAUAAAUUAUAUUUAUUAUACAAAAAAAAUCUUUUUAAUGCAUUAACCUUUUGUCCACUUUCAACCACUUCUGUCCUCAUUUUACUUUAAUUUUAGACCUGAUGGAAGAGUAAAAGGACAAUGGAGGAGAAACUUCGAGUCGAUCGCAGACUGGAAUUAAUUUUUCACUAAAAUAGUAAAAAAAAAAAAAAAAGUGUUCACCUGAUCUCUGCUUGUUAACAGUUUCACACACAACGCCUCACAUGUGUUCUUUGUGUGGAGCUUAAUGCAUUUGAUAAAAAAGUUAGUUUGAACUUUGUUCUUAUUUUAUUCUGCUGUUCUCCUGUUACAGUAGUUAUGAAACAUACAAGACUAACUGAUACACAAACUGGCUGCACAUCAAUCUUGUAUCUCCAGAUAAUAAACAUGUUCCAUUAACCAAAGGCUACAGCGGGUUUCACGUCGACUCAGAAUCUGAGCAGGUAAGUGUCACAGUGCAUGAAGUGGCCAUCUGAUAGUCCAUCUGUGGGUUUUCUUUAUUGUUUUUCAUUAUUUUUUUUAGUAAAAAUGCACUAGAUUUUCAAUGUUGUGUCUGUAGCUCCCUCUGGUGGUGUAUUUUUUGUCAGAGUAUUAUAUGCUUUAAAAAUUCAUUGUACACUAAUCUCUUUUAAAGUCCUGCAAUGUUCAGACACACACAUCAAGAAUCAAAGUAUGAAUCUCAGUAAUGGUGACAUGCUUCAUGCCGCAGUACAUUUUGGGUGCAUCAUACAAAACUCAUCCAUGGCUCCCAGAAUGCACUGCAGCAUGUCACCAUUGUUGAGAUGCAUACACUGAUUCUUGAUGUGGGUGUGUGUCUAAAACUCACAAGAGUUUAAAAGUCUUUUGUGUAUGCAGUGUUUUUAAGCUCAUUCAUCUUUUCUGAUUGAAAUUGUGCUGAAUUUUAUUCUAGAAUUACAAUAAAACAAAGUUUAUUCA
Megalobrama amblycephala (Wuchang bream) is the source of this 2972-nucleotide messenger RNA. Its product is annotated as zinc finger protein 239-like. Lineage: Eukaryota; Metazoa; Chordata; Actinopteri; Cypriniformes; Xenocyprididae. The record is from RefSeq and is a predicted model, not a curated record. The transcript has 3 exons. Gene Ontology annotation, biological process: regulation of transcription by RNA polymerase II. The coding region runs from base 297 to 1229 and encodes 310 amino acids. Gene Ontology annotation, molecular function: RNA polymerase II cis-regulatory region sequence-specific DNA binding; DNA-binding transcription factor activity.